AUGCCGACUUAGCUCAGUUGGGAGAGCGUUAGACUGAAGAUCUAAAGGUCCCUGGUUCAAAUCCGGAGAACUCGCAUGAGUUCUGAACAUUCCCGGGAGUCGGCAAAUGGCACAUUUUUUUUCCUUUUAGAUCCUUAAUUUCCUUUCUUCCACCACCAAACACAAAUACUGCAAAAUACAUUCAAUUUACAGCAACAAAACCGAAGAAAAAUAUUUCCAAAAUAUUGUUUUCAUCCAAUAAAAUGUUUCAGAACUUUAAAGGUUGAAGAGUCACCUUAAGAUUUUCGUACCCAGGGACGUAAAAGGUACUCGGACUCGGCCAAAAAACAUGGCGGAUAAAACGACUAAACGUAAAGCGUUUGAUAUCCCCAUUUUGGAUGAUUUAGACGAAGUGGUUCAAAUUACACCAGUUUUUACACGUAGAACUAAAACGAGGAGACCAGAGGAAUGCAAAACAAGUGUUUCCGAGCCAGAAACAUCUAAAACAACUCAGAGAUUGACGGCUAAAUCAGAUGGUGAAAACGCGCUAAUCCCCGCUCCUCGGAGACGCGAAAUCGAAACGGAAAAAGCUCCAGUUACGAGGGUGGAGACAACCCAGAGCGAGACCGAUGUCACCGAGGCAUCGGUGAGUGAAGAAUCUGGAAAAACUGUUGGAAGGAAUUUCCUAGAAACGUUUGCGUUUAUUGAAGACACAAAAUAUUACGAGGCGCCACCAAGCAAACCAUCCACUUCAAAAUUCUCUGAAAGAGCCGGUUCCAUGCAAGAGCAGGAGGCUAAAAAGCCAGCUAAUUCAUCAAAAUCAAAUGCAGUUAUUGUUAAUCAAAGACAGAAAGGCAACCCGGUCCUGAAAUUCUUUCGAAAUGUACCCUGGGAAUAUGGUGAUGUCAUACCGGAUUACGUCAUGGGGCAGAGAAUUUGCGCCCUUUUUCUAAGUAUUCGUUAUCAUAACUUCAACCCUGAAUACAUUCACGAGAGAUUAAAACAGCUCGGGAAACGAUACGACGUGCGGAUUUUGCUUGUCCAAGUCGAUAUUAAAGACCCACAUAAAACGUUAAAAGAGCUUACAAAGAUAGCCAUUCUGGCGGACUGCACUCUGAUUCUUGCUUGGAGCGCUGAAGAGGCUGCUCGAUAUAUUGAAAUAUACAAGAUCUAUGAAAACAAGCCACCUGAUGCACUCCAGGGUCAAACGAAUACGGACUACCUUUCAAAACUUACUGAUUGCUUGACUACAGUGAAGUCUGUCAAUAAAACUGACACAGUGACCUUGCUAUCUGCAUUUGAGUCCUUAGAAAAUAUCAUCUCGGCUUCACAAGAUGACAUUGCAUUGUGUCCUGGAUUUGGACCACAAAAGGCAAAAAGAUUACAUGAAGCAUUUCACCAACCAUUCCUUAUAAACAAAAAGAAAGUUGAGAAAACUUGUGAUAAAAAAGCAAAAUCAUGACACAGUCCACGAAAGCUGAACUUCCUGGAUUAUGAUAGCAUUCCUAGCAAAUGUAUACCAUAUCAUUAUACCAUAAUAAGUCUUGGAACCUUUACUUCAUAGUCAUAAUUACUAUAAAAAUAAUUCA
This is a messenger RNA of Dendronephthya gigantea, 1568 nucleotides long. Its product is annotated as DNA excision repair protein ERCC-1-like. Bases 329 to 1441 code for a protein of 370 amino acids. The record is from RefSeq and is a predicted model, not a curated record. Gene Ontology annotation, cellular component: nucleotide-excision repair factor 1 complex; nucleus; ERCC4-ERCC1 complex. Gene Ontology annotation, biological process: nucleotide-excision repair; meiotic mismatch repair; mitotic recombination. Gene Ontology annotation, molecular function: damaged DNA binding; single-stranded DNA binding. Lineage: Eukaryota; Metazoa; Cnidaria; Anthozoa; Malacalcyonacea; Nephtheidae. The transcript has 9 exons.